Molecule: messenger RNA, 1891 nt
Organism: Talaromyces stipitatus ATCC 10500
Lineage: Eukaryota; Fungi; Ascomycota; Eurotiomycetes; Eurotiales; Trichocomaceae
Exons: 2
Coding region: 1-1623 (540 amino acids)
Source: RefSeq, a predicted model, not a curated record
AUGGCAAUCAAACAAGUCUACGAGCGCUUCCUCUCAACCCCAACCGCUGACGUCCUCACCCGGAAUGUCUCACUCAACUACAUCACAACCACAACCUCAGUCACAGGCUCCGAAGAAGUCAUCAAACAUCUAAACAGCCAGCAAAAAACAAUCAAGAAAAAAGGGGACAAGAUCCUGAGUAUUGUGCAGACAGCGGAUACCUUGGUGCUAGACGUGGAGACUACGUUGGAGUUUCUGACUGGGGGCGGGGCUUAUCUGCCAUCGUUGGAUGAUAAUUUCCUGGCCGACCGGGUGGUUACUUUUCCUACUAUACACAUUGUGCGCUUCAAUUCGCAAUCCCAAAUCAGUCAAGUCAGAAUCUACUGGGACCAGGGCUCGUUGUUGAAACAGGUUGAGGUCAUUGGUGCUCGUGGAAAGAAUUGGCCUAUUCGCGAUGCUCAGGAUCAAGCCAAGUUGAUUGUCAAUGUUGCCACUGCGCAGGGUCUUACCACUCCACCAUCGCAAGAGAGUGGCCAAGUGUCGAGCAGACCCCCUUCGCGAACUGCCACUGCAAGCGAUAUUUUUGCCAGCAGUGACGAAGUUGAGAAUGAUUCCACUCCCCGAGCUCGCGAUAGCAUCAUUUCUCCCCGCGCAGGCGCAACAAAGCACUUCCGUCCCGUUCGCGUAUUCGGCGAAGACGACACAGAAGAUGCGACAACUUCAAGCCCCGUCAAACCCAAGCUAGGAUCGAACAAGGGAUUCCAACCCGUCCGCGUAUUCGACGUUGAACAAACCGACGAUGCGUCUCAUCACGCCCGCGCCGGCUCAACCAAAAACUUCCAACCCAUCCGCGUAUUCGACGUAGAAGGAGGAGCAGGCGGCCCCGAAGAAAAAGAGCGCCAAUACAAAACCCACCCCAACAAAUUCAACCACUUCGAAAUCGGCGCCGAAGCCAACGCCGAACGCGAAAUCAAACCCAACCCUGCCGUGCGAUCACGACCAAUGUCUCAAUGGGAUUUUGCCGAUUUCUAUACACCCGAGAAACCGCGUCAAAAGAUUCGAGCGCAGGACGUGCGUCAUUUUGGAUGGAGCGAUAAUGAAGAUGAGAAUGUUGAGACUCCGCCCGUUAGAACCAGACAUAUCCAACCCCGUCGUGAUGCGGAGACGCAUUUCCAUCUCGAUGAGACGGAUGAUGAGAAUUAUAAACCUGAGCCUGUGCACCCUGGGAAGAGGAUGAUUGGGUCUUAUCAUAAUAAAGGGUUGGACUUGUAUGAUAACAACGUAUACGACGAAGAAGGAAAUCCUACCCCCAACGAUCCUACAGCAGCAGGAGAAAAAGGAGGUAAACAACCCCUCGGCACAGUACCCAACAACAUCAACCGUCGCAAGGACUUUGAUUCUCAUUGGGAAGUUCGUGAUCCUACACCGGACGACACCACUGCUGGAUCUGCAGCAGCGGCAGAAAAUGACCACAGACCCGUGAGUGCUGAUCGAGUCAAGGCAGUUAAAAUGAUGGAAUCUUCAUGGGAUAAAUUCGACGAAGCCGACCCACAGGAACAAGAGAAAGAGAAGAAGACUACGCCGUUGCCGAAGAGGGCUAGUAGAGCUGUUUUUCAGCCUAGUUGGUCGUUGGGUGAUGAGUGAAUUCGUCAAUUGUCAUGGCGAAGAAUCUUAAGGGUUGUGGUGUUGAUUGAGUGAUGCGAUUCAAUUAGAGGUUUUCUGUAUGUGUAUACAAUAUUUUCUCUACAUUUCUUGUUUCUCUUCUUCGACUAUUGUGUUCAUCUGACUAUUCUGUUUCUGUUCCUGUAUUCUCUUCUAUGUCUUGUUUUUGUCUGUUCAAAAAUCAACAUGUUUUAACAAAUACCCCUGUGGAGUAGUCAGAUUGACUCCUGAAUGAAUUAUACAGAAACGU